Messenger RNA from Staurois parvus, 534 nucleotides. The record is from the annotation of a GenBank genome assembly. NCBI's taxonomy places the organism in Eukaryota, Metazoa, Chordata, Amphibia, Anura, Ranidae.
AUCCGCGGAAGUGGGAGCGGUCUCUGGUCAUCUCCUGUACUGUCUGCAGUCUCUGAUCAUCUCCUGUACUGUCUGCAGUCUCUGAUCAUCCUCUGUACUGUCUGCAGUCUCUGGUCAUCCUCUGUACUGUCUGCAGUCUCUGGUCAUCUCCUGUACUGUCUGCAGUCUCUUGGUCAUUCCCUGUACUGUCUGCAGUCUCUGGUCAUCCCCUGUACUAUCUGCAGUCUCUGGUCAUCCCCUGUACUGUCUGCAGUCUCUGGUCAUCUCCUGUACUGUCGGCAUUCUCUUGGUCAACUCCUGUACUGUCUGCAGUCUCUGGUCAUCCCCUGUACUGUCUGCAGUCUCUGGUCAUCCCUUGUACUGUCUGCAGUCUCUGGUCAUCUCCUGUACUGUCUGCAGUCUCUUGGUCUUCCCUUGUACUGUCUGCAGUCUCUGGUCAUCUCCUGUACUGUCGGCAGUCUCUUGGUCAUCUCCUGUACUGUCUGCAGUCUCUGGUCAUCCCCUGUACUGUCUGCAGUCUCUGGUCAUCUCCUG